ACUCUGCUUUCAAGUGUUAAAGUGUGCGUACUUUGCCACUGUCUUCUCUGAUUUCGCUUCAAGUUACUUUCUGGUUAAGACCGAAUGUCUCUCUAUAGUGAACUUUGCCUUUGCCAUGGAAACAAUUUUUGCUUGCUGACAGUCUUGUUUGUUCCAAUUUCGGAGACAUUUGAAUUUACAUAUUUAAACAUGUGUUAGGGAUCCAAAAUAUAAAUGGGGUCUAUCUUCAUUUGACUUGUUUCCCCAAAAGAUCUUGCCCUGAAUUAAACACUUGACACGGAAUGUUUUCGGGGAAAAUUUCUCGACUAAGUAAGGUUUUACGUGAGCAAGCAAAUAAUUUUUUACAUUCACGAACUUCGGUCAUUCAUGAAAUGAAAUUCCGCUUUUUAUCAGAGCUUAUUCUAAGAAAAGUAACUAAUCUUCUUCCAUGAGUGUCUCUAAUCGCUAGUGUUUGUUUUCUCCGGUUACUCACAAAACGAAUCAAAUAUUGUAACAUUACACUAAGUUAUACGAGCCUUUGUAACCGGGUUUACCGAUUUUACAAUGCUUUGAAUUUCAAUCUCAUUGAGACAUGUAUAUUUGAUCUCACAGCUUGAUCGAUUUUUCAGUAUUAAACAGUUAUUUAAUUUUUCUCAACGGUAUGUACAAAGUAAAUUUGUCUUGUGCAUUCUUACUCACGUCCUUUCAUAUGGAUUAUCAACGAGCAAUGUGCAAUGUACUAGCAGAAGACAUUGCUAUGAAAUUUUGGAGUUUCUCAAAAAGGGUUUGAACUUUUGCUUGUUUUGGUGUAUUUGUGUGUGCUUGCUUGCUGCUUCUUUAACUGGACUCCAGAUCCUAGAGAAAGGGGGAAAACUGAAAGAUCCUGAGGUACUUUAUCGGGCUGCCAAAAAGAAUGUGUUCGUUGCCACAAAGAUUUUGAGGAUAACGAUCCAUAACUAAGAUUUCGCUGCCCUGUUGCUUCUUGGUAACAAAUUUUUGUUUUUAGUCUUCUUGGUUUUGAAAGCAGAUUUUUUGAGCAUCAAAUUCAACGAGAAAGUAAAUCCACGUGAGCGUCCGAGUUUAUAAUGACGUUGCUAUAGCGACGGUGGGACACUAUCGUUGACUGGAAAAACUAUGCGAACCAAAGCGACCCAACAGGAGAGAAGUAUUGGUGACAUUUCCACAAUCUUGGAAUAGAAGCGAGUGGUCUCGAUUGAGAGAACUCACAGGCGGUGCAUGGAAGAUAGGAUAGCAAUGACGUGGAAAAAAUUAUCGUUGGUGAGACUCUUUUGUAUCAGUAAUCUUGCAAUACUUUGGGGACUACCAAACAAUGUUUCCUCAAGCAUUUCUCCGGCGUUUACAACUUGGCAGGUUUCGAAUUCAUCAACAGUAUUUUCUACAACGAAUUCGAAUUUAUUGUCAUCUGUAUCGACUACAAAUAUCUUUAAUUCGUUGCUGACGACUACAGGGACAUCAAGUAACAAGGAUAGCUCGAUAGCCACAUUUUCAUCUUCUUCAUGGCAGGUUUCGAAUUCAUCAACAGUGUUUUCUACAACGAAUACGAAUCUACUGUCAUCUGCAUCGACUACAAAUAGGUUGAAUUCGUUGCUGACGACUACAGGGACAUCAAGUAACAAGGAUAGCUCGAUAGCCACAUUUUCAUCUUCUUCAUGGAAGGUUUCGAAUUUGUCAACAGUGUUUUCUACAACGAAUACGAAUCUACUGUCAUCUGCAUCGACUACAAAUAGGUUGAAUUCGUUGUUGACAACCACAUGGACAUCAAGUAACAAGGAUAGCUCGAUAGCCACAUUUUCAUCUUCUUCAUGGCAGGUUUCAAAUUCAUCAACAGUGUUUUCUACAACGAAUACGAAUCUACUGUCAUCUGCAUCGACUACAAAUAGGUUGAAUUCGUUGCUGACAACCACAUGGACAUCAAGUAACAAGCAUAGCUCGAUAGCCACAUUUUCAUCUUCUUCAUGGCAGGUUUCGAAUUCAUCAACAGUGUUUUCUACAACGAAUACGAAUCUACUGUCAUCUGCAUCGACUACAAAUAGGUUGAAUUCGUUACUGACAACCACAUGGACAUCAAGUAACAAGCAUAGCUCGAUAGCCACAAUUUCAUCUUCUUCAUGGCAGGUUUCGAAUUCAUCAACAGUGUUUUCUACAACGAAUACGAAUCUACUGUCAUCUGCAUCGACUGCAAAUAGGUUGAAUUCAUUGUUGACAACCACAUGGACAUCAAGUAACAAAGAUAGCUCGAUCGCCUCAUCUUGGUCAUCAUCUUCUCCAUGGAAGGUUUCGAAUUCAUCAACAGUGUUUUCUACAACGAAAACGAAUUUAUUGUCAACUGCAUCGACUACAGAUACCUUGAAUUCGUUGUUGACAACCACAUGGACAUUAAGUGACAAAGAUAGCUCGAUCGCCACAUCUUGGUCAUCAUCUUCUCCAUGGAAGGUUUCGAAUUCAUCAACAGUGUUUUCUACAACGAAUACGAAUCUACUGUCAUCUGCAUCGACUGCAAAUAGGUUGAAUUCGUUGUUGACAACCACAUGGACAUUAAAUGACAAAGAUAGCUCGAUCGCCACAUCUUGGUCAUCAUCUUCUCCAUGGAAGGUUUCGAAUUCAUCAACAGUGUUUUCUACAACGAAUACGAAUCUACUGUCAUCUGCAUCGACUACAAAUAGGUUGACUUCGUUGUUGACAACCACAUGGACAUUAAGUGACAAAGAUAGCUCGAUCGCCACAUCUUGGUCAUCAUCUUCUCCAUGGAAGGUUUCAAAUUCAUCAACAGUGUUUUCUACAACGAAUACGAAUCUACUGUCAUCUGCAUCGACUACAAAUAGGUUGACUUCGUUGUUGACAACCACAUGGACAUUAAGUAACAAGCAUAGCUCGAUAGCCACAUUUUCAUCUUCUUCAUGGCAGGUUUCGAAUUCAUCAACAGUGUUUUCUACAACGAAUACGAAUCUACUGUCAUCUGCAUCGACUACAAAUAGGUUGAAUUCGUUGCUGACGACUACAGGGACAUCAAGUAACAAGGAUAGCUCGAUAGCCACAUUUUCAUCUUCUUCAUGGAAGGUUUCGAAUUUGUCAACAGUGUUUUCUACAACGAAUACGAAUCUACUGUCAUCUGCAUCGACUACAAAUAGGUUGAAUUCGUUGUUGACAACCACAUGGACAUCAAGUAACAAGGAUAGCUCGAUAGCCACAUUUUCAUCUUCUUCAUGGCAGGUUUCAAAUUCAUCAACAGUGUUUUCUACAACGAAUACGAAUCUACUGUCAUCUGCAUCGACUACAAAUAGGUUGAAUUCGUUGCUGACAACCACAUGGACAUCAAGUAACAAGCAUAGCUCGAUAGCCACAUUUUCAUCUUCUUCAUGGCAGGUUUCGAAUUCAUCAACAGUGUUUUCUACAACGAAUACGAAUCUACUGUCAUCUGCAUCGACUGCAAAUAGGUUGAAUUCGUUGUUGACAACCACAUGGACAUUAAGUGACAAAGAUAGCUCGAUCGCCACAUCUUGGUCAUCAUCUUCUCCAUGGAAGGUUUCGAAUUCAUCAACAGUGUUUUCUACAACGAAUACGAAUCUACUGUCAUCUGCAUCGACUGCAAAUAGGUUGAAUUCGUUGUUGACAACCACAUGGACAUUAAGUGACAAAGAUAGCUCGAUCGCCAAAUCUUGGUCAUCAUCUUCUCCAUGGAAGGUUUCGAAUUCAUCAACAGUGUUUUCUACAACGAAUACGAAUCUACUAUCAUCUGCAUCGACUACAAAUAGGUUGAAUUCGUUGUUGACAACCACAUCGACAUUAAGUGACAAAGAUAGCUCGAUCGCCACAUCUUGGUCAUCAUCUUCUCCAUGGAAGGUUUCGAAUUCAUCAACAGUGUUUUCUACAACGAAUACGAAUCUACUGUCAUCUGCAUCGACUACAAAUAAGUUGAAUUCGUUGUUGACAACCACAUGGACAUUAAGUAACAAGGAUAGCUCGAUCGCCACAUCUUGGUCAUCAUCUUCUCCAUGGCAGGUUUCAAAUUCAUCAACAGUGUUUUCUACAACGAAUACGAAUCUACUGUCAUCUGCAUCGACUGCAAAUAGGUUGAAUUCGUUGUUGACAACCACAUGGACAUUAAGUGACAAAGAUAGCUCGAUCGCCACAUCUUGGUCAUCAUCUUCUCCAUGGAAGGCUUCAAAUUCAUCAACAGUGUUUUCUACAACGAAAACGAAUUUAUUGUCACCUGCAUCGACUACAGAUACCUUGAAUUCGUUGUUGACAACCACAUGGACAUCAAGUAACAAGGAUAGCUCGAUAGCCACAUUUUCAUCUUCUUCAUGGCAGGUUUCAAAUUCAUCAACAGUGUUUUCUACAACGAAAACGAAUUUAUUGUCACCUGCAUCGACUACAGAUACCUUGAAUUCGUUGUUGACAACCACAUGGACAUUAAGUGACAAAGAUAGCUCGAAAGCCACAUUUUCAUCUUCUCCAUCGCAGGUUUCGAAUUCAUCUAGAUUUGCUUUUACAACAACAGUGGCACUACCUCUAUCAACACUGGUUGCAACUACCAUGGACGCAUCAUCAGUGACUACAGCAAUAUCGACAGUUGAAGGCAGUUCAUUACCCAUAUCUUCGUCGACUUCCCUUGCGAUGGAGAUUUCGAACUCAUCGACAUAUGCUUCUACAAGGACAGUGGCACUACCUCUAUCAACAUUGGUUGCAACUACCAUGGACGCAUCAUCAGUGACUACAGCAAUAUCGACAGUUGAAGGCAGUUCAUUACCCAUAUCUUCGUCGACUUCCCUUGCAAUGGAGAUUUCGAACUCAUCGACAUAUGCUUCUACAAGGACAGUGGCACUACCUCUAUCAACAUUGGUUGCAACUACCAUGGACGCAUCAUCAGUGACUACAGCAAUAUCGACAGUUGAAGGCAGUUCAUUACCCACAUCUUCGUCGACUUCCCUUGCAAUGGAGAUUUCGAACUCAUCGACAUAUGCUUCUACAAGGACAGUGGCACUACCUCUAUCAACAUUGGUUGCAACUACCCUGGACGCAUCAUCAGUGACUACAGCAAUAUCGACAGUUGAAGGCAGUUCAUUACCCACAUAUUCGUCUACUUCCCUUGCAAUGGAGAUUUCGAACUCAUCGACAUAUGCUUCUACAAGGACAGUGGCACUACCUCUAUCAACAUUGGUUGCAACUACCCUGGACGCAUCAUCAGUGACUACAGCAAUAUCGACAGUUGAAGGCAGUUCAUUACCCACAUAUUCGUCUACUUCCCUUGCAAUGGAGAUUUCGAACUCAUCGACAUAUGCUUCUACAAGGACAGUGGCAUUACCUCUAUCAACAUUGGUUGCAACUACCAUGGACGCAUCAUCAGUGACUACAGCAAUGUCGACAGUUGAAGGCAGUUCAUUACCCAUAUCUUCGUCGACUUCCCUUGCAAUGGAGAUUUCGAACUCAUCGACAUAUGCUUCUACAAGGACAGUUACACUACCUCUAUCAACAUUGGUUGCAACUACCAUGGACGGUUCAUUAGUAACUACAUCGAUAUCGACAGUUGAAGGCAGUUCAUUACCCAUAUCUUCGUCGACUUCCCUUGCAAUGGAGAUUUCGAACUCAUCGACAUAUGCUUCUACAAGGACAGUGACACUACCUCUAUCAACAUUGGUUGCAACUACCCUGGACGCAUUAUCAGUGACUACAGCAAUAUCGACAGUUGAAGGCAGUUCAUUACCCAUAUCUUCGUCGACUUCCCUUGCGAUGGAGAUUUCGAACUCAUCGACAUAUGCUUCUACAAGGACAGUGGCACUACCUCUAUCAACAUUGGUUGCAACUACCAUGGACGCUUCAUUAGUGUCUACAUCGAUAUCGACAGUUGAAGGCAGUUCAUUACCCACAUCUUCGUCGACAUCCCUUCCAUUGGAGAUUUCGAACUCAUCGACAUAUUCUUCUACAAGGACAGUGGCAUUACCUCUAUCAACAUUGGUUGCAACUACCAUGGACGCAUCAUCAGUGACUACAGCAAUGUCGACAGUUGAAGGCAGUUCAUUACCCAUAUCUUCGUCGACUUCCCUUGCAAUGGAGAUUUCGAACUCAUCGACAUAUGCUUCUACAAGGACAGUUACACUACCUCUAUCAACAUUGGUUGCAACUACCAUGGACGGUUCAUUAGUAACUACAUCGAUAUCGACAGUUGAAGGCAGUUCAUUACCCAUAUCUUCGUCGACUUCCCUUGCAAUGGAGAUUUCGAACUCAUCGACAUAUGCUUCUACAAGGACAGUUACACUACCUCUAUCAACAUUGGUUGCAACUACCAUGGACGGUUCAUUAGAAACUACAUCGAUAUCGACAGUUGAAGGCAGUUCAUUACCCAUAUCUUCGUCGACUUCCCUUGCAAUGGAGAUUUCGAACUCAUCGACAUAUGCUUCUACAAGGACAGUGGCAUUACCUCUAUCAACAUUGGUUGCAACUACCCUGGACGCAUCAUCAGUGACUACAGCAAUAUCGACAGUUGAAAGCAGUUCAUUACCCAUAUCUUCGUCGACUUCCCUUGCAAUGGAGAUUUCGAACUCAUCGACAUAUGCUUCUACAAGGACAGUGACACUACCUCUAUCAACAUUGGUUGCAACUACCCUGGACGCAUUAUCAGUGACUACAGCAAUAUCGACAGUUGAAGGCAGUUCAUUACCCAUAUCUUCGUCGACUUCCCUUGCGAUGGAGAUUUCGAACUCAUCGACAUAUGCUUCUACAAGGACAGUGGCACUACCUCUAUCAACAUUGGUUGCAACUACCAUGGACGCUUCAUUAGUGUCUACAUCGAUAUCGACAGUUGAAGGCAGUUCAUUACCCACAUCUUCGUCGACAUCCCUUCCAUUGGAGAUUUCGAACUCAUCGACAUAUUCUUCUACAAGGACAGUGACACUACCUCUAUCAACAUUGGUUGCAACAACCAUGGACGCAUCAUCAGUGACUACAGCAAUGUCGACAGUUGAAGGCAGUUCAUUACCCAUAUCUUCGUCGACUUCCCUUGCAAUGGAGAUUUCGAACUCAUCGACAUAUGCUUCUACAAGGACAGUGGCACUACCUCUAUCAACAUUGGUUGCAACUACCAUGGACGCUUCAUUAGUGUCUACAUCGAUAUCGACAGUUGAAGGCAGUUCAUUACCCACAUCUUCGUCGACAUCCCUUCCAUUGGAGAUUUCGAACUCAUCGACAUAUGCUUCUACAAGGACAGUGACACUACCUCUAUCAACAUUGGUUGCAACUACCAUGGACGCAUCAUCAGUGACUACAGCAAUGUCGACAGUUGAAGGCAGUUCAUUACCCAUAUCUUCGUCGACUUCCCUUGCAAUGGAAAUUUCGAACUCAUCGACAUAUGCUUCUACAAGGACAGUGGCACUACCUCUAUCAACAUUGGUUGCAACUACCAUGGACGCUUCAUUAGUGUCUACAUCGAUAUCGACAGUUGAAGGCAGUUUAUUACCCACAUCUUCGUCGACAUCCCUUCCAUUGGAGAUUUCGAACUCAUCGACAUAUGCUUCUACAAGGACAGUGGCACUAUCUCUAUCAACAUUGGUUGCAACUACCAUGGACGCUUCAUUAGUGACUACAGCAAUAUCGACAGUUGGAGGCAGUUCAUUUCCCACAUCUUCGUCUACUUCCCUUGCAAUGGAGAUUUCGAACUCAUCGGCAUAUGCUUCUACAAGGACAGUGGCACUACCUCCAUCAACAUCGGUUGCAACUACCAUGGACGCAUCAUCAGUGACUACAGCAAUAUCGACAGUUGAAGGCAGUUCAUUUCCCACAUCUUCGUCUACUUCCCUUGCAAUGGAGAUUUCGAACUCAUCGGCAUAUGCUUCUACAAGGACAGUGGCACUACCUCUAUCAACAUUGGUUGCAACUACCAUGGACGCUUCAUCAGUGACUACAGCAAUAUCGACAGUUGAAGGCAGUUCAUUACCUAUAUCUUCAUCGACAUCCCUUCCAAUGGAGAUUUCGAACUCAUCUACAUAUGCUUCUAAAAGGACAGUAAACUUACCUCUAUCAGCAUUGGUUGCAACUACCAUGGACGCAUCAUCAGUGACUACAGCAAUAUCGACAGUUGAAGGCAGUUCAUUUCCCACAUCUUCGUCUACUUCCCUUGCAAUGGAGAUUUCGAACUCAUCGGCAUAUGCUUCUACAAGGACAGUGGCACUACCUCUAUCAACAUUGGUUGCAACUACCAUGGACGCUUCAUCAGUGACUACAGCAAUAUCGACAGUUGAAGGCAGUUCAUUACCUAUAUCUUCAUCGACAUCCCUUCCAAUGGAGAUUUCGAACUCAUCGGCAUAUGCUUCUACAAGGACAGUAAACUUACCUCUAUCAACAUUGGUUGCAACUACCAUGGACGCAUCAUCAGUGACUACAGCAAUGUCGACAGUUGAAGGCAGUUCAUUACCUAUAUCUUCAUCGACAUCCCUUCCAAUGGAGAUUUCGAACUUAUCGGCAUAUGCUUCUACAAGGACAGUGGCACUACCUCUAUCAACAUUGGUUGCAACUACCAUGGACGCAUCAUCAGUGACUACAGCAAUAUCGACAGUUGAAGGCAGUUCAUUUCCCACAUCUUCGUCUACUUCCCUUGCAAUGGAGAUUUCGAACUCAUCGGCAUAUGCUUCUACAAGGACAGUGGCACUACCUCUAUCAACAUUGGUUGCAACUACCAUGGACGCAUCAUCAGUGACUACAUCGAUAUUGACAGUUGAAAGCAGUUCAUUACCCACAUCUUCGUCUACUUCCCUUGCAAUGGAGAUUUCGAACUCAUCGGCAUAUGCUUCUACAAGGACAGUGGCAUUACCUCUAUCAACAUUGGUUGCAACUACCAUGGACGCAUCAUCAGUGACUACAGCAAUGUCGACAGUUGAAGGCAGUUCAUUACCCAUAUCCUCAUCGACAUCCCUUCCAAUGGAGAUUUCGAACUCAUCGACAUAUGCUUCUACAAGGACAGUGGCAUUACCUCUAUCAACAUUGGUUGCAACUACCAUGGACGCAUCAUCAGUGACUACAGCAAUAUCGACAGUUGAAGGCAGUUCAUUACCCACAUCUUCGUCGACUUCCCUUGCAAUGGAGAUUUCGAACUCAUCGGCAUAUGCUUCUACAAGGACAGUAAACUUACCUCUAUCAACAUUGGUUGCAACUGCCAUGGACGCAUCAUCAGUGACUACAGCAAUGUCGACAGUUGAAGGCAGUUCAUUACCUAUAUCUUCAUCGACAUCCCUUCCAAUGGAGAUUUCGAACUUAUCGGCAUAUGCUUCUACAAGGACAGUGGCACUACCUCUAUCAACAUUGGUUGCAACUACCAUGGACGCAUCAUCAGUGACUACAGCAAUAUCGACAGUUGAAGGCAGUUCAUUUCCCACAUCUUCGUCUACUUCCCUUGCAAUGGAGAUUUCGAACUCAUCGGCAUAUGCUUCUACAAGGACAGUGGCACUACCUCUAUCAACAUUGGUUGCAACUACUAUGGACGCUUCAUCAGUGACUACAGCAAUAUCGACAGUUGAAGGCAGUUCAUUACCUAUAUCUUCAUCGACAUCCCUUCCAAUGGAGAUUUCGAACUCAUCUACAUAUGCUUCUAAAAGGACAGUAAACUUACCUCUAUCAGCAUUGGUUGCAACUACCAUGGACGCAUCAUCAGUGACUACAGCAAUAUCGACAGUUGAAGGCAGUUCAUUUCCCACAUCUUCGUCUACUUCCCUUGCAAUGGAGAUUUCGAACUCAUCGGCAUAUGCUUCUACAAGGACAGUGGCACUACCUCUAUCAACAUUGGUUGCAACUACCAUGGACGCUUCAUCAGUGACUACAGCAAUAUCGACAGUUGAAGGCAGUUCAUUACCUAUAUCUUCAUCGACAUCCCCUCCAAUGGAGAUUUCGAACUCAUCGGCAUAUGCUUCUACAAGGACAGUGGCACUACCUCUAUCAACAUUGGUUGCAACUACCACGGACGCUUCAUUAGUGUCUACAUCGAUAUCGACAGUUGAAGGCAGUUCAUUACCCACAUCUUCGUCUACAUCCCUUGCAAUGGAGAUUUCGAACUCAUCGACAUAUGCUUCUACAAGGACAGUGGCACUACCUCUAUCAACAUUGGUUGCAACUACCAUGGACGCAUCAUCAGUGACUACAGCAAUAUCGACAGUUGAAGGCAGUUUAUUACCCACAUCUUCAUCGACAUCCCUUCCAAUGGAGAUUUCGAACUCAUCGACAUAUGCUUCUACAAGGACAGUGGCACUACCUCUAUCAACAUUGGUUGCAACUACCAUGGACGCAUCAUCAGUGACUACAGCAAUGUCGACAGUUGAAGGCAGUUCAUUACCUAUAUCUUCAUCGACAUCCCUUCCAAUGGAGAUUUCGAACUCAUCGGCAUAUGCUUCUACAAGGACAGUGGCACUACCUCUAUCAACAUUGGUUGCAACUACCAUUGACGCAUCAUCAGUGACUACAUCGAUAUUGACAGUUGAAAGCAGUUCAUUACCCAUAUCUUCAUCGACAUCCCUUCCAAUGGAGAUUUCGAACUCAUCUACAUAUGCUUCUACAAGGACAGUGGCAUUACCUCUAUCAACAUUGGUUGCAACUACCAUGGACGCAUCAUCAGUGACUACAGCAAUAUCGACAGUUGAAGGCAGUUCAUUACCCACAUCUUCGUCGACUUCCCUUGCAAUGGAGAUUUCGAACUCAUCGGCAUAUGCUUCUACAAGGACAGUGGCAUUACCUCUAUCAACAUUGGUUGCAACUACCAUGGACGCAUCAUCAGUGACUACAGCAAUGUCGACAGUUGAAGGCAGUUCAUUACCCAUAUCUUCAUCGACAUCCCUUCCAAUGGAGAUUUCGAACUCAUCGGCAUAUGCUUCUACAAGGACAGUGGCAUUACCUCUAUCAACAUUGGUUGCAACUACCAUGGACGCAUCAUCAGUGACUACAGCAAUAUCGACAGUUGAAGGCAGUUCAUUACCCAUAUCUUCGUCGACUUCCCUUGCAGUGGAGAUUUCUAGCUUAUCAACAAUACCUCUCAUCCACACAACGUCAGAAACAUUAUCAGUAUUAGUUUCUGGUAUAACAAGCUCAAUUAGUUCAAAUUUUCCUACCCAGAUAGCAAGGACUGUAUUAUCAAGUACAUCAGAAAUUUUCCCGACCCUCUCUCCCACAUCUACUAUUGCUACUAUUUCUGUUUCCACGUCAGAUACAGCUCUGGGAUUGAUAACAGUUUCAUCAACCAGGAACUCUGUUUAUGAAUCAUCGUUUUUACCUUCGUCGGUAUUUGCUUCAGAUUUUAGUGUUACUAAUUUAGUGUCAUCUUCUACACCACUUUCACAUUUUUCACCUAGGUCUACACUGGCGUUUCAUUCUUUGAGCUUGCCUUUGUACUCUAUGUCAACAAUGUCAGAGGCUGGCCAUUCUAGAUUUAGAAAUAUGACCCUCACCUUUUCAUUGUUUUCUUCGACCCAAUUGAAUGAAAAGUCUUUUGUAUUCAUUUCUUUGGUUCACUCAUCGCACUCUAGAACACGAUUAAGUACUGCAUCUAGCAUGCAUGCAUUAUCUUCCACAAAAUCAUCUGCUAGUACAAAGAACGGAACUACUAUAAUGUCAUUUAUGUUGGGUCAUUCUAGUUUUGCUGUAACUAGAACAAAAACAACAGUAGUGAUUCCCGUAAGCUCAACUUCAAUCUAUUUUGCUACAAAGAUCAGCAACUUUGCCUCACGCCUGACAACUCAAGAUUCUGGAUAUUCACCAACUCCUUCAGAAUAUUCACCUGCUACAACUACUGCAACUACAUCCGUUGUUCCACCGACACUGAGUCCGUCAAAUAUACCAAAGUCGGCUAAAAUAAGAAUUGUCAUUCGUGUAAAGCUUCAAGAAAACAUAACACUGACUGUGUUCAAAAGUAAAAUGGAGAAGAGGCUGCUCAGUCUGUACAUUGCUGCAAUAACAAAAGUCAGAAAGCGAAGAGCAAUCGCCAGUGACAAAGCAAAGUAUCUUCUCAGAGUUCGAAGGCAGGUUGGAGGAGCCUUUGUCCAAAUUACGAAUAUCGAAAGAAACUCCAAGCAUCCUGAAAAUGUCGAAAUCGAUUUUGCUGUUAUUGAAAACGGACAAGCACUUAUUGCCAAUGGAGUUAUUGAAAAGUUCGACAAAAUCUCGUUAACCGAAAUGGACAAAAUACUGAAUUAUACGACCAUUGUUCGGCCGAGUGUUUUAACUACUACCGAACCAUCAACAGGUUCAGGACAAAAAACGUUGGGUUUGAAAACUGUAAUCGUUGCUUUCGUAACCCCAAUUGCUGUGCUGUUGAUCUGCUUGAUACUUCUUGUCUGUCAGAGGUACAAGCUCAAGAAAAGUCUCAGAAUUUAUGCAGAUCCAACGCAACCUGGCGAAGAUAAAGUUAAUUCAAUAAAGUAUUUUGAAGCUGAAAAUGGCUCUGCAAAGAUAGAUCGAUUGGACUCGGGAUCUGAUGGUGCUUUUGCGUCACAGUAUUUUGUUGAGGAUCCUGAGAAAAUAGGAAGCGAAGUUAAAGAGAAACAAAAGAGACGAAGAACAAAGAAAGAGAGAAACAUGUUUUUAGAAAAGCGAUCUAUAUCCAGAACUUCAACGGCCUCUUCACGCAGUGCAAAGUCAACUACAAAUGCAUUAGUAUCACCCGUUCUUAAUCAAGGAAACUUCACUGCACUGGGCCUUGCAGAGAGUGGAGUUCUGAAAGAGACAUCGUUGACUCAUGGUGCACUCGGUAAAGAGGCAGAAGCGGAAGAAAAAGAGACCAAUGUUAGCAGUGUAGGCCAUGGCGUUUCAAACGAGGACAAAGAUGACCAUAAGAAGUUGCAAAAAGAACUUGUAGAGCAGGAAGUCCUUGAACUGAAGAAAGAACUACUGGCUUUAAAAAAUGAGAGAAUCAAGGAAGAGCAGCGAAAGAUAAUCAGCGAAGCAGGGGUCCCAAGGGGAUGGAUCGCCAAAAUGCAAUCUAUUCGAGAAGCUUCUAACUCACAGAAAGACGAAACAAUGCCUGCAAAUGAGUCAACUUUACAAAUUCGUGCUGAUGUUGAGAAAUGGAAGAACAAAGAAAGGAUGAGGAGAAAAUCCAAGUGGCCUAGAGGAGUUGAAGCAGCUGAAAUAAAAACAACCAAACAAAAGCAAAUCUUUCAAGCACAGAGAGAGAUUGACGAAUUAAUUGCAACGGAUUCAAGAAAAAGGACACAGCGAAGGAGAAAGAAGCGUAAUCGAGUUGAUGCUGAGAAAAAUCCACCAACAACAGAACAAUCGAUGCCUCUGGCUCCUUCGCACGUUGCCGGGACACAUCCAGCAUACGUCGAGAAUUGGAGAGGUCGAAUUGAAAAUGGAAACGCUGUUUAUUUGCAAAGGCCAGCUGAAAGAUACCGCCAACCUACUAUUGAAUUAGACGAAUUUUACCCACAACCUGGCCAUUAUGCCCCUGAAGCUACCACAGAAACGCGAUUAACAUAUGAUCGACAUGAUUCCUAUUAUGAUUAUGAUGAUUACCAUCAAACACGUGCUCAGCAUUCGUCUCCAUAUCUCAAUCGACCAGUCAACGAGUUUCCAAACGAUGGAUACCAAUUGUACGAAGACAACUACCGACAUCAACCAACCACUAGCUACCUUCCCGCCACCCUGGUCGACGAUUACCGACAUACUCCGCCUAGAACUGGCCGUCCGCCACAGAUUCGUUAUAUUUAUGACUCCGCCUCCAGGCAGCCUCAAAUUGAGAUUCCUGUUAUGGUAUCACAGGCACCAAGAAGAGGCAUGAGGAGACCGCCAAAUACCGUUCAUCCCCAUCGCAUCAAUGACUCGCAACAUGGAGUUGUACCACGCGAGCACCCCUCGGUUCCUCGCGGUGCCAAUGCCUGGACUGAUAGGAGGGAGCCAUAUCCGGAUAAAAGGGACGAGACUGGCUUGUCCCCGGGGCCGCAAAUAAGGCAGGUCGCUGUACAAAGUCGCAUUCCCCCUGCUGCUGCAGUAUCAGCAAAUGAAAGUCAUUUACCUCAAGAGCCGGAGGCUAAGACGUCACCAAGAUUGUUCACAGUAAGAAAUUCAAGGCAACUGGAAAGCGGUCACGUGGAAAAGACAACUGACCAAGGUAAUCGUCUAAUUCUCGAACAACCUGGGGAGUCGUUCUCUUGAAAACAAGCAGUGCUGUCAGAAUACUUUUGGCAAGUAGAAAUCUCUAUAAAAAUUAUAGUGUCCUAGGUAUGACAUGUCUAAAUCUUGCUAACACUUGUUCUCCUCAGAGUAAACCUUUUUCCUCAAGCAGAAAGAGAAAGAUUGACUUUGGCGACUGUUUUCCUUUCUUGUACUAAAUGUUAAUUUAAUUUCCACCCUCAAACAAAUAAGUGAAAGAGUAUCUUCGAAGCAUUGUCCUUAGAUAUGAUUUUCAAAGUUAAGUAAAACCUUCAGAAAAAGGAUUCCUAUCGGACCAGAGUUACAGUCUAUUGUAGGCAGGCAUCAAAUGGGGGUAAUGAGUGGGGGAGGGUAAUAGCCCCCUCACAAUUUUUUAAAACACGAUUUACAUGAUUCCUCCAAAAUUUUAUAGAAAAUUGGCCUGGUUAGGGAAAGGUCGUGAUUUUUCAAAUUAACCUGGGAAACUGCUCCUUGUAUCGGAGAAGUUUCCCCAGGUAACGUACCUAUAGGGAGAUAUCAGUCGACUGUAGGACAGGAAUUUUAUCUCUGUAUUUGCUUCUAUCUGUUGAAAUUGCUAUCAGGGUAGCUGAUUUGCAAGAAAUUUCAGGAUAGAAUUAGGACGUUUAUUUAUUUGCGCAAAUUUUCUGUAAGUAUAUAAAAGUAAGAUAUUCAGUGUAAACGUUUCGUACUAAUAGAAUGAGGAAAUUCUUCAAACUCAAGGUUUAUAAACUGAGAAGCAGUGAUUUUAUUUAAAUAGAGAUCCACAUUAAUAAAAACGUUUGUCAAUAAAUAAGACCCACAUUCACCAAUUUAAUUAAGCUGACAGUUAUUAAUGAAAGUUGAUUCCAUAUAGCCUGUUAGAUUACGUGUAUAACAGAUCGCAUAAAGAUGUUGCAGCAAAUCAAAUGUUGACACGAACAUACCACAUGAACAAAGCUUUCUUACUUAUGACUUUAAGCUUAAGGUUCUUUUUUGCAGCUUUUGUCCUUGAGGUAGCUAAACGAAAGUAGAUUAAUUCCAGAAAACUUGGUUAUGUCAGCAGGUAUGUGCCGAUUGGGGGGGGGGGCGUGUCUGCAAACUUCAAGAAAGUUGGUCAUGCAGCGGGAACCUUAGCAUUAAUUGGGAAGUUUGUGCUUCCAAAUUUCAACCCUUAAUUCAUUCAUUUUAUUGAUCAUGGUCAACUUUCUUUUUAUAAUACACUCUUUUUCUAUAAGAACAAUUUUAUAAGAACACGAGCUCCAAAAUUGGUUAAAAAAAUUAAGAACAAGCUGAGGCUGAGCUACUCUAAAGUGUAAUCUUGAACAACGUUUUAUCUGUAGUUCAUUUUUGCAAAUUAUUCUAAAAUUGGCUUUUCGCAAAAAGAUGCUCAUGGGUUCACCCAAAAACGCGAAAUCCAGGAAUAUAAGUUGCCGCAAAUUUACUCUCCUUAUACUUCCAUGCCAUCAUUUGCUAAUUCUUGUUAUCAUCCAGUGUGUAUAUGAUCAUUUAUUUCAUUGUUAAUGAAUUUUCUAUGGAGAAAAUAUGGUCGGCCAAAAAAGUAAAGUCGGUCACCUUUUUCCUGAACACCCCCCAAACAAAAUUGUCUAAGCACAUCACUGCUUGUCAGCUAGUAAGGUAAUUUUUUCUGAUCAGCAAGGAUAUAGGAAGUUGCCUCGGGAUAUUUAGGGUCCCUUAGUCAUCGUAGUUCAUUCUUGUGGUACUUUGUUCAGUGACAGUCUUGAGAAAAUUUUAUGAAAAAAUGUAUAUAUUCGUAAAUAGUUAUAAUAUGUAUCGUUUUAUAUUUUCAAAAGAAUAUUUUCCAUGGGAGUAAUUUAUUCUUAUGCGUUUGUUUUGUUCUGAUUUAAUAAGCAGUUACGGGAAUUACUAGUACAGGCAGAUCAUACAGGCUCGCGGCCACAGAAUCAAAAUGGACAUUUGAUUGUAAAAUGUAUAAUUUAGCCACCGAAGAAGUUAUUUCCAAAAGACUGGCCGCCAGAAAAUUGCUGUAAACCGACGAAAUCCCGGCAAUUCAAAGAUCGAUCUAACUUUUUGUUUGGGAGGGACAGCCCUGAUAAAUAAAUGUAAAAACUGCCAUAUUUUACAAAAAAAGAGUACUUUGCUUAUAAUAUUUAAGUUUUUCUGUGGGGCCAAGGUAUCUCGGUCUUUGAAUUCAUUUGAAAAUGCACCAAAUUGCUCUUCGAUGGAAAAUUCCUGUUCUGCAAUCUGUCAAACAAAUAGCACUAUUGUUUAUCGUUGGAGCAGCUUUUGCUUCGUCACAUUUUUGCUUUGGAUUUUACGCUGAUUUCAAACACAGUUCCAAACAGCGUUGAUUAAUUCUUCUCUACUUCAGCUUGGGUUGCAUUGCGUCUACAGUUACGUUCUAUGUUUUGCCAUUCUGAAUAGGAAUUUUUCAGCAAAUUGUCUUAUUUUUUUCUCGACUCUGAAUACUGGCACUUUCUUUUAUACUUACUUGUUUCAGGUUUGUUGGACUUCUAGGUGGUUCACUCGAUGAUGACUUCUUCCUUCUAACAUUCAUCUUGACCAAUUUUCUGGCUUCGAAAGACUGUUAUUUCAACCAAAUCUGUUGCUGUCUUUGCAAUCGUCCUAGUUCCUGCUCAAGUUUUCUGUCAAAGUUUUUGUUCUGUUUUGUGGAACGGUCCUCGGCCACAGAUUGAGGUACAUCAGAAAUAGAGUAGCCGUUCAUAGUAGCUUGAGAAUCUUCGGUUUCUCUCUACAGCGUCUCGCAAGUACCUCUGAUCGUCUUCAACCUAUUCAAUCGAACAUUUGUUUAUAAGACAGGGGUGGUAGAAUUGAAAAUAAACGAAGCAGAAGUGACAAAAACAAUGACGUCAUAGUCCAAUGAAAGCCUUGGGAAUGAAGAAGUUUUCAAGAUUGAAAUUUCUCACAGUUAAACCUUCAAUUAAUAUCUGACCCUCUUUAGAAAAGUUUCCUUUUGGGGGGAGGAGCGGAUUUCCAAUUAGGAAUGUUCUCUUUGAAAAGGUGUUGAACGAUCCUGGAUUUGGAAAAAAGUUCAGUGACUUUCUAAUGCAUGGUAUUUUCUUCUACAAAUUUGUAAUUUCCUUGUUCCCAGUGUUACCUUUUCAAACUUCUGUUACAAAAGCACGAUAAUUUUAUAUUCAGAGCGGUCUAUUUUUCUGACGAAACUACAUCUACUUAGCUGGAAACUCAUCGAAGACCAUUAGAAAAGCAUAUUUUGGCCAUGCAUUACUAAACCAAUAUGUUUUGUUUGCUUUUAGAUAAUUUGAAAACACUCAAACACCCCUAAUUCUAUAUUUCUUCUACUACUUUCAUCAAGACAGUCACUGACGUUUUAAAAUCAAAAUAAAAACUUUCUGAGGACAUUCAAUAUUUAUUGCCCCAGUCCAUUAGAAUGAAACUAAAGUGAACUGGGCGUGUGAUUACUUUGCUUAAAGUUUUUCCAUGAAGUACAUUGCUGUCCACAAGAUUCCUUAAGUAGAUCAAAAUUAAAAGAGAAGCAAGGAAAGAAAAAGCAGAUGUUAGGAAUCAUCUUCGAAUGUCCCUUUCCUAAAGUUUGUCUCUUGCACUGGUCAUGCCGGCGAUAUGACUUGGAAAUAUUUACUUAGAAAUCUUACAAGAAACCUUAAACUU
This is a messenger RNA of Rhopilema esculentum, 17730 nucleotides long. RefSeq lists its product as uncharacterized. Lineage: Eukaryota; Metazoa; Cnidaria; Scyphozoa; Rhizostomeae; Rhizostomatidae. The record is from RefSeq and is a predicted model, not a curated record.